AUGAAACUUUCUCCCUAUUAUAAAGUUUUUGAGGAGGAGGCUGCGUCUUGGGAAGAGAAGCUCAACCGAAUCCAUGUCUUGUUCGAUGUGUGGAUUGACGUUCAGCGCCAGUGGGUAUAUCUCGAGGGCAUUUUCUCUGGAAGUACCGAUAUCAAGCAUCUGCUUCCGAAAGUCUACAAGUCCCCCUUCGUGCUGGAUGUCUUGAACAUUCAGGGAGUUCAGAAGAGUUUGGAGCGACUCGCAGACCUGUUGAACAAGAUUCAAAAGGCACUGGGAGAAUACCUCGAACGAGAGCGGUCUUCGUUCCCCGGUUUUACUUUCAAGGAUAUCCUCCGCAUCAUGAAGCAUCUGAAAAAGAUGUUUGCCGGAAUCUCAACGGUUAUGUUGGACGAAGACCUGACCCAAAUCCAAGGCAUGGCUUCGAGAGAGGGGCGAAAAGGUGCCGUUUACGACACCCAUUCUGCUGAAAGAUUUCCCCAAGAUCAAUGA
Mycena indigotica is the source of this 489-nucleotide messenger RNA. RefSeq lists its product as uncharacterized. Gene Ontology annotation, cellular component: cell cortex; cytoplasmic microtubule; cytoplasmic dynein complex. The coding region runs from base 1 to 489 and encodes 162 amino acids. Gene Ontology annotation, biological process: establishment of spindle localization; minus-end-directed vesicle transport along microtubule; cytoplasmic microtubule organization. The transcript has 5 exons. NCBI's taxonomy places the organism in Eukaryota, Fungi, Basidiomycota, Agaricomycetes, Agaricales, Mycenaceae. The record is from RefSeq and is a predicted model, not a curated record. Gene Ontology annotation, molecular function: minus-end-directed microtubule motor activity; dynein intermediate chain binding; dynein light intermediate chain binding.